Messenger RNA from Sphaeramia orbicularis (orbiculate cardinalfish), 1546 nucleotides. It is a transcript of the gene cln6b, whose product is annotated as CLN6 transmembrane ER protein b. The record is from RefSeq and is a predicted model, not a curated record. The coding region runs from base 369 to 1283 and encodes 304 amino acids. The transcript is spliced from 8 exons. Gene Ontology annotation, biological process: lysosome organization. NCBI's taxonomy places the organism in Eukaryota, Metazoa, Chordata, Actinopteri, Kurtiformes, Apogonidae. Gene Ontology annotation, cellular component: endoplasmic reticulum; membrane.
UCACAGUUUAGCUCCUGCACAGACAAAAACUGUUGAUUUUUUUUUUUUUUUCCACUUAUUCUUUCACAUCUUACUGGGUUUUGGCUUCAUCCCAAAUUCAACUGAAGAGUUAGUUUUAACUCAAGGACUGAAAGACACAAGAAACCCAAGGAAAGCUCCUGAAAGUCAUGUGGACACUUAGAACAAAGGACUGAAGAGGUGAAGCAACACUAGGGCUUUACUUUAUGCCUAAUUUGAUAGUGGGAUUUUGAGGACUCUAAGGAUGGACAGUGUGGUCUUCAGACUGUGACGAUCUGGUCAUUUAGAUUGUUUCAGUCCAUUAUAGAGACUUAAGAAUAAGAAAUAAGAGAGUCAACUGGAAAAGAGAGAUGCAGCCCACCCACAGGAAGAGACAUGCAGCCACUUUCAUGUACAGCACCAGGUUGAAAGGUUCAGGAGAGAUGGAAGUGGUUCUGACAAAGCCCCGGUUCCACUUGGAUCUCUGGAUUGCGUUCACCGUCCAGAACUGGCUCCUGGAUGUGGGUCGGCCUGUUGUCAUGCUUCUCCUCCCAGUCGAGUGGUUUCCUCUGAGUCGUCCUUGUGCUGCAGAAUACCUCCACAUAUUGUACAACAUCACAACCCCACUCAUUCUGCUCAAGCUACUUGAGCGCAGCCCUCGGACACUGCCCAGCCUGGUCGUCCACCUUGGCAUCAUCGCUGUUGUCAUGGGAACCAGCCUGCACAUGGUGGUUGAUACCAUCACCCUCCGUCUGCUGCAGGUUGGAUACCAGCUGCAUCUGUCCAUCAGAGAAAACCCACUCAUGACGAACCUGAAACCCUCUUCUCUGAUUGAUGCGUUUGAGCUUCUUCAUUACUAUGAUGACACUCUUGGUCAUCUGAUGUGGUAUGUUCCUCUCUUCCUCGUCCUCUUCCUGUUCUUCAGUGGGUGUUUUUACCACAAAAAGCAGGAGAAGAUGAUGCCGCCAGCAGCGUGGAUGUUGCUCCUCCCAAAUGCAGCCUACUACUGGUAUCUGGUCACCGAGGGCCAGACCUUUAUCCUCUUCAUCUUCACGUUUUUUGCCAUGACUGCCACAGUGAUGCACCAGAGGAGGCGGGGCUUGGUUCCCAAUAGCAACGGCCUCUUCAUGCUCUACAGUUUCUCAGCUGCUCUCUUCCUGGUGGCCAUUUGGGUGAUUUGUCUGUGGAAUGACAGCAUCCUGAGGAGAAAACAUCCUGGGCUGAUCUAUGUCCCACAGCCUCGCGCCGUCUACACACUCCACCUCCGUACAAACACCCAGACAUGAAAAAGAAUCCCUCUGCUGCCGUGGUGUGCACUCUACAUGUCUCUGCAUGAAUCUCUGCAAAGGAAGUAACUUCUGUCAGUACAAGAACUGGAAGUUAAUGGAAGUCUCCCUUCACUCUAAACAAGUUACUUUUCUUGUUGCAUAUCUGUUCUGCCUUCAUGACUAUACACAUCUACAGUGCUAUAAAAGUUACUUACAAAUGGUAAUACAUUACAGAUUACUUUUUUCUGUUAUUUAAAAGUAGUCCCUUACCUUACAAUAUU